Molecule: messenger RNA, 1408 nt
Organism: Coturnix japonica (Japanese quail)
Lineage: Eukaryota; Metazoa; Chordata; Aves; Galliformes; Phasianidae
Gene: CLDN34
Product: claudin 34
Cellular component (GO): membrane; bicellular tight junction
Molecular function (GO): structural molecule activity
Source: RefSeq, a predicted model, not a curated record
AUAAAAAUUUUUUACAUGGGGCCUAGUAUUAGUUCCAGAAGCAAAAUGUGUUUCACAGCUCUGGGAACUGUUAACACAGCCACUGUCCUCUGUCAGUGUUACUGGUUACUGAAAGUAGAAGUGUUGACAAAACGUGAAAUGCAGCUCCAUAUUUUUUCCUGCAAACAUCAAGCGAUGGGACCAAGGAAUUAUAUUUAUCUCUCAGCUGAUAGCGUUUCACUUUAUUCUUUCCAGAGCACUCCUCCCUGGCUGCAUGGCAAGGCCCGUGGCAGAGCAGGUUCCCACAAGAUGAGCUCCCUGACUGGCACCUCUCACCUCCAGCUGGCUUCCUUUGUACUAGGGAUGAUAGGAUGGAUUCUGUGCACCAUUUCCAUGGGACUUGUGGAUUGGAGAGUGUGGCAUGUGGACAACACCACCAUCAUCUCCUCUGGCAUCGCCUGGGUGGGGAUUUGGAAAGUCUGCUUCAUCAGUUAUAUUCAUGUCUCUCCUGGUUAUGAAGAGCAGUUCUGCCAUAAAUUCAGUGGUUAUGACUCCUCCAUCCCUGGUGAAAUCUAUGCUGCUCAGGGUCUCCUGGUGAUCGCCAUGGUCACGGGAUUGCUGGCACUGACUGCCACAAUAUAUGCUCUGAGAAACAUUUAUAUGGGAAUCAGUCGUAAAACACCCAUUACCCGUUUCUUCCUGGUGGGUGGCUUCUUCUACAUAUUUGCCGGCCUGUGUGUCCUGAUUCCAGUGAGCCAUAACUUCUAUUCUGUAACUCAUAACCAGACCAUCGCCUUCCCUCCCUCCUACCUCAUGCCCUCCAGUCCCGUGGCACAAGAAGCUGGUGCUGCCAUUCCCAUUGGGAUUAUAGCUGCCAUCCUGCUGCUGCUGAGCGGGAGCUUUUCUCUCUCCUACAGAUUUCCUGUAACCACAAGCACAUGAAAUCCUGAUGGGAUGGAUCACUCCAUAGACGUUCUGAGUAUGGUCAGAAUGCAAGGAUGGCAGCACGAGUGGUUCUUCAGACAAGAAACUACAGCACCUUAGUCUACAAUAGCCAACAUAUGUUGUUAUAUGACUGGACUAUCAUCCUGAUUGCCAUGUGUGACCAGAAGUUUGUCCUUGAGAUCUUUGCUGUUGAGCCACAAUGGUAUUUAUUAAGCUUUAUCAGUUGUCCUCCUCAUAUCUAUAUAUACAAACUCUAUUGAUUAACUUAUUUUUUUGUGCCAGAUGUUUACUGUGUUCGAAGAGCUGCCUCUGAUUUAUUGUUGUGUUAGGGAUACAUGGAAUGUCAUGUGAAAUGUGAACUUGUUUCCUUGUUUCCUACUAAACUUAUUGUCUGUUAUUAAACAGUAUUUGUAGCAAAGUGUAUUUUGUGGCAAGUGGAGACUUUUGAUACAAACAAUAGAAGUGCCAUCCUGAUUGUGUCAAA